UGGCAACUCUGGCAGAACAGCUGCUUUUGCUUUUCGGAGUUUCGCACAAACCACAACUGAAAAUCUAGAAUUGUUUUAAGUGAAGGCUAAAAAGAAACUCUGCAAAAUGAGCAGCUCAAAGAAAAGGAGUAAAGAUGAUCAAAUACCCAAACCAAUUAACAUCAAGAAGGAGAAAUCUGAGGAAGAUCGCACACUGCAUCCCAUUUCUCAUUACAUUGACGACCGUCUCGAGUUGGUAAAACAAAUCUUUGGCACCCUGAAGCCAAAGACGAUUAUGAAUCUGGCGCCAGAGUUUCUAAAGAAGACUGGUUUAGAUGAAAUCGAGGAGCUCUGCUUAAAUGAGCUACUCUGCAUCUCAACCAAACGUCUUAAAUCCAUUAUAGCAGACACUCGCUGCCCCACAGACACUGAGAGCUCGGACGACUCGGAUGUGGAGCACAAAGAGGAACACAUCUCACUGGAGGAGAUUUCAUCGGACAGCGACAUUGGUGGCAGUGAAUCACGUCGCGCUAAGAAAUUGCGGAAAUCAAACGCUAAAAGAGCCGAUAAAACCAGUGAAAAUAAGGAACCGGAUGGACAGAUCAGUGUUCUGGAGCUGCUUGAACUGCAGGCUCGAGCUCGUGCUAUUCGCUCCCAGCUGGCCAUGGAGCCCAUAACGAAGAUUGAGGUGAAAUCAGAUGACGAUGAGCCGGCAGAAAAUAAGCAACAGGAAAAGGAAAAGACCAAGGAUAAGCACAGUCAAAAAACAUCCAGCCAGGCAAGCAAGCGAAAGUCCAGCGAACAAACAAGGAAUGAUAUUGCCCCUAAAGAGCAGUUGCAUCAGCAGACUAAUGGGCACCAUGCAAAUGAAGCUCCAGCUCCUAAAAAGAAGAUAAAGCUGAAGCGCAACUAUCGUAAUCCAACCAAGUCACCGGAAAAGGAGCCAGCAAUUGUAGCAAUUCCAGCUAAAUCAAAGCCAGAGAUCAAUCAGGAGCCUCAGAAAUCUCGUUCAGCGUCACCGGAUGUGAUACCUAUUCAAGCAGAACCGGAAACACUGUUAAUAAGUGACAGCACAGACGAUGAGGCGCCCGUGAAGCCAAAGGAGUCAGUUGUAGUGGAAUCACAAUCAACUGCACCACCAGCACCAGAACCAGCACCAGAACCAGCUGAGGAAAGCGAACCCGAAGAGGGGGAGGUUAGAGAAGAAAGUGAAACUAAAGCUGAAUCUCAGAAUCAAGUUCAAACGAAUGAGCAACAGAAGCCGCCAGAAACUGAAACGGACUCAGCAACUGUUGAGACUCAGAAUCCAUCUGAAAUCGUGCAGACUGAAGAAACCGUCAAAGAGUCUGAGGAGCCCUCUAGCAACAUGGAAAGCAUUGAGACAGUUGCUGAACCGGAGCAAGCGCAGCUAAAUAUUCCCGUUGUGGACGACGAGGAUCAAAACGAUGAUGUCAUUUCAAUAGGCGGUGAUCUGGAGCAUGAAAUGAUAGAAGAGUUAUCCAAAGUGGCAGAAGAGCCAGUUGUUAAAGUGAAGAGCGAAAAACUGGCUGAGCCAGAUGAGGAGGACAACGAUGUUAUAUCGCUAAACACCAGCGAGGACGAGCACGAGAAGCUGGAGACAACCAGCUCUGAGUCGUGGCGAACACGCUACUUGAAGAGCUCCAAGGUCAAUCAGGUGCUCGCCGCGUCGCGACUGGGAAAACGUGUGCGUGAUAAAAUCAAGGAGUCGAAACGUGCCCAAAAGAAGCACAGCAAGGGAAGAGCGGACGUCGAUGAAAAGGCUACGCAGCAGCAGCAGCAGCAGACAUUUAAUUCCAAGCACGAGGAUGGCUCCAUGGAGCAAUACCAAGAACUUUUACAGCACCGACAGCGCAAAAGUUCCAACAGCAGCAAGGGCGACAAAUAAACGACUCCGACGACAGAGACUGUUAUUGAAAAGUCGCUCGGUAUAUUGCCUAGACGUUGAAAUUAUAUAGCAUAUAAAAACUCAAAUAAAAUAGGUCCCAAGCAAAGCACAGAAAAUUUGAAUAUUUCGUGUUAAGCGCAUAUUUGAUUUUCUUGUACUUUUUCAUUAUUUCUGUAUACCCUGUAAAAAGGUUUAUUAAAGUAUGUCACUAUGCAGAAGAAAGAA
This is a messenger RNA of Drosophila innubila, 2110 nucleotides long. RefSeq names its product nucleolar protein dao-5. The transcript is spliced from 6 exons. The record is from RefSeq and is a predicted model, not a curated record. Bases 107 to 1885 code for a protein of 592 amino acids. Lineage: Eukaryota; Metazoa; Arthropoda; Insecta; Diptera; Drosophilidae.